Hermetia illucens (black soldier fly) is the source of this 4057-nucleotide messenger RNA. RefSeq names its product leucine-rich repeat flightless-interacting protein 2. The transcript is spliced from 6 exons. Bases 942 to 2618 code for a protein of 558 amino acids. NCBI's taxonomy places the organism in Eukaryota, Metazoa, Arthropoda, Insecta, Diptera, Stratiomyidae. Gene Ontology annotation, biological process: regulation of DNA-templated transcription. The record is from RefSeq and is a predicted model, not a curated record.
GAACGCUGAAAUAUCAUUGACGUAAUCUCUGAAUACUUGCGCGAAUGGGUUAGCAAUCGAAGUGACAUCAUUUUACAUUUGGAUGGAGUCGACUUUCGCAGUUCAGGGUCCCACAGUAGAGUGCCGGCUAGCUCAAUCGCUGUACACUGGAGUGUCGCACUUUGCCAGGCCUGAUCAAGUUGUUUUUUUGAUCAGAGAAGAUCCCAAGGAAGACAUUUCUAAGCCGCUACUACUGCAUAUUUUCAUUGGCUUCAAUUUUUGUUAUUCAACCGUGAAUAUGUACUUAAUCUAGAAAAGUCACUUACGCUCUCUGGGUUCGUGUAUGUUUCUCAAAACUUUUGAAUAGAAUAGCACUCGCGCUGAUAAGGCGGUGAGAAUCUGGAUUCCUUGUGAUUCACAGUACCAGCUGGUCCAUUAACAACCCAAUUGAAUAAAAUGUUUAGUGCGAACAGCAGUUGCUCCGAGUGCUAACAAUUCCAUACAAUGGUCAAGUGCAAAUAUUUAACAACAAUCGUAACAAUAAAGAUUUAACUGUGCAUUAUACGGAUCCAUUCGUCCGGCAACCAAUCAGGGUUCUAAUUAAAACAUGUUGUGCUUCAACUGAAACAUUAAUAUCGCAUUACUGUCCGACCCAACAGAAAUCGUGUUUUGAAAUGUUUCAGAUAUGCCCUCAGUAGUCUACAGUUUGUGUUUGGGGCCAAUAUAAUAAACGCGCAACGCAAAAGAUAACAAACAUUGUGGGCCAUACUUUAUAUCUUAUCAAGCCUGAAAUUUUUUUGAUAACGUGUUUCCCAUAAUACAUCUUAUAUCAUGCCAAUGAAAUUCUGUGAAAUCAUUCCAGGGGAAAAGUUCGUUACUUGAAGUAUUUGCGGUUAAAUGUUUCAUUACGUGGCUUUGUUCGGCUCAGAUUCUUAAAAAAAUUGAUUGGAAAUUAUUCUAAGAUGGAGAAAAUACAAGAUAGAGGUGCACUAAACGACGGUGAAAGUGAUGGGAAAGAACCAAAAUCGGUAUCCGCCCCUGAGCAAAAUAAUAACAUUUUGAUAGAUUCUAAAAAUUCGGUAAAAGAGAAAAGUGAAGGUGGUGAAAUAGAAAAUAACGAAAGCAACGAAGUGUUCGAUUUCGAUGAUGAUGAUUUCAAUUCAGAAAGCGAUGAUAAUGUCACAAUGAAUGAAUCAUCUUCUGAUGGUGAAAAUAAACCAACCGGUGUUAGUACUGGUGCCAAAAAUCCCCAGACCAAAGAUCGUUCUGAAACCAAUGUAACUGACGCUCAAAAUAUAACUUUAAUAGAAAGUCAUGUUGAUUGCGAAGAAAAAACAGUUGAUUCAACAAACGGAAUUUCUAUGGCCUCGCGAAACCGAAACGAUAACGCCAAUGAUAAUGAUGAGUGUAGAUUGGAUAGGGUUGAUAGUUCAUUAACAGAUCCAAAGAGUGCCGAAUGUCUAGAUGCAUGUGUAACAGAUGAUGACAGUGUUUUUUACAGUGAUGAGGAGCCUGAUUUACUAGUGACAUUCCUGGAUAAAUCGAAUGAAAUUGCCGAGGCGAGAUUAGCAGCACGUCGCCAAGCGCGUGCGGAAGCACGCGAAAUUCGAAUGCGUGAACUGGAGCGGCAACAGAAAGAACAGGAACAAAAUGCCGACAGAGUGUUCGAUAUGCAAACAGCGGCUGGAAUUGAUCCGUUGUCCCGAUCGCGGCACACUCUGUCUGCAAAUUCGGCAAGAGGUAGCUCCUCGUUAUCAUCACGACGAAGUAGCGAAGAUUCGCUGGAGGAAGAAGGCCGAAGCUUACGAGAUAUUCGGCAUGAACUGAAGGAUGUCGAGGAAAGGUUUCGUAAGGCUAUGAUUGCUAAUGCUCAGCUAGACAAUGAACGAGCUUCUCAAUCGUAUCAAAUACAACUUCUCAAGGAUAAACUUGAGGAGAUGGAAGAGAGUUAUGCACAGUUACAGCGUGAAUAUAAAGAAAAAUGCCGCGAUCAUAAUGCUUUAAAACGAAAUUUAGAUAAGGUUGAAGAAGAAUUGAAAUUAGUACGUGGACAGUUAGAUGAACGAGAUACUCUUAUAGCCGAACAAGGUUUAGUUAUAGUUUUGAUAGAAAAUGAAGAUGGCUCAGAUGCCAAACGCGCUCUAGUCACUGUAGAUAACGCACAACUAUUAGGAUCUGUUCAAGGUUCAUUAGAUGUCCGGCUCAAAAAAUUCACCGAAGAAAAGCAAGAACUCCAAAAAGAAGUGAAUAAUCUCCAACAGCAACUUACUGACUUAAAAUCACAGCGAAGAGGUGGCUCUAUGAAUGGACCAGUUGGAAAUGAUGAUGAGUGGGAUGCGCAAAGAGAAGCAAACAAAUUGAUAUCAGAAUAUAAAUAUAAGCUACAGAAAGCUGAACAGGAAAUUGCUAGUCUUCAAGCCAGCUUAGCGCGAUCCGAAACGCAAGUUAUACGUUAUAAAAGCACAGCAGAGGCGGCCGAAAAAGCUGAAGCUGAAUUGAAAAUUGAACGAAGAAAAUUACAGCGAGAGAAUCGUGAAGCUAUGGAACGUUUAGAGGAGCUAGAAACAUCCAAUAAUCAUCUAUUAAAACGCCUAGACAAGUUGAAGAAUGCAAAGAGUGCAUUACUCAAAGACCUCUGACAAACCUCGAAUGGUAUCUAAAAAAUAAUAAAACAAAGAAAUGGAAUAAAAAGUUACGAAUUAACAAGAAAAAUCAAUGAAAGUUUAUGUUGAAAACAGAAACAAAUAUUUAAUAAUGAAAUAUUUAAGUUUUUUGAUAUAUAUAUUAGAAGAGAAGGAAAAAGUAAAGCAAAUGUAGUAAUAUAUUGAAUUCGAUAGGAGGGGCGCGGCGAGGUCUAGAACCGGAGCUCUAUUCGUCCCACGCAAUUUGAUUUGUAUAUUGACCUUGUAAUCAAAAAUAUUUUUUGUUUCUAACCAGCCCUUUUACAGCAAAAAUUAGACAACUUACUUACAAACCUUUAACUUUUGUUAACUUUCAUAGUAACUUUUGCUAAUGCAAGGGCUCUCUCAUGCUCUAUUCUGUUCGAAUAGGCACGCGAAGCGAGGAAACAGUCCAAUAACAUCUACUCUACUCUUUCAUCUGGAGAAUGCUUGUUGAAAAUUUUGUUAAAAUUUUUUUACUAGAAACGUGUACUGUACAGAUUUUUACAUAUUAAACCAUAAGUGGAAAUUUAUUAUUAAAUAUAUAUAUUUAAAGCGGAAAAUAAUAAGCAAAGAAAGAGAUUUAAAACAGAAGAAAAAGUAAUAUUACGAGUAAAGUUAGUAGAAUUUAAUUUAUUUAAUGAAAGAAUAAUGAAUUUUUAAAUAAAUCAAAGAUAUGAACAAUCUUUAUAUAAAUGUGUAUAGAAAAUGAUAAGCCGAUAAUUUCAAAUGAAAAUAGAAAAUAUAAAGACGCAAAAAAGAUUAUUCUUUUCUAUUAAACAAAAUGCGUAUUGCCUUUAGUGAAUAAGUUGAAGCAUGGAAACUAGCGGACGAGGGAGAAUUAGAGCAAAACAAAUAAACAACUUCAAACAUAGAAAAUAUCAACAUAAAACCCAAAAUAAAUUGCAAAAAUGCGUCAAACACACACAGACACAUCUUAUUGAGACUAACGACAAAAAAUCAACUUUUUCUAAUGUUUUAUAAUGAAUAAUAUUUUAUAAUAAUGUGUAUUUAUUUAUAUGUAUGACAAGCAUCAAAAUGCAUUUUUAUAUAAUAAUUUAUUGUGUUAAAUAUUAUGUUCUCUGCCAUUAUUUUUGCUAGCGAUCGUCCACCUUCAUAUCAUUGUUGUUAACGAAUGCAACAACAACAAACACUCUCUAUCUCGGUAAAUAUUUAACACAAAUUUGAAAUUUCACAUGGUGGAUGUAUGUAUGUUGCAUGGAAAGAAGAAAUGAGGAUGGUGAUGGUCGGAUCGGUAUGUCUUUUGUUUAUAGCAUGCAAGAAAUAGAAAAAACAAAGUCGUUCUCUUGCUGAAGAGAUAGUGCAUAUGAAGUAGCAGCAACAACAGAUUAUUAUGUUAUUAUAAAUAAAGACUACAUUUGGAUAUCAGGCCUCCAAAAGAUAUAAAUAAAAAUAAA